Messenger RNA from Rhodamnia argentea, 661 nucleotides. RefSeq names its product ferredoxin. Gene Ontology annotation, molecular function: 2 iron, 2 sulfur cluster binding; electron transfer activity. Bases 54 to 494 code for a protein of 146 amino acids. The transcript has a single exon. The record is from RefSeq and is a predicted model, not a curated record. Gene Ontology annotation, cellular component: chloroplast. Lineage: Eukaryota; Viridiplantae; Streptophyta; Magnoliopsida; Myrtales; Myrtaceae. Gene Ontology annotation, biological process: electron transport chain.
UCUCGACCGUCUUCUCAGUUUCUUCACACCAAACUAGAGAGAAGAGGAAAGAAAUGGCACUUGCAGGAGCUGCUCUCUCAGGAACCAUGGUGAGCUCCUCCUUUGUGAGGAUGCAGCCGGUGAACAGACUCAGGGCAUUCCCAAAUGUGGGUCAGGCCCUGUUUGGUGUCAACUCUGGCCGUGGGAGAGUGGCUGCCAUGGCCACCUACAAGGUCACCCUACUCACCCCUGAAGGCAAAGUCGAAUUGGACGUCCCCGACGAUGUUUACAUCUUGGACCAAGCAGAGGAGCAAGGCAUCGACUUGCCCUACUCCUGCCGCGCCGGCUCUUGCUCGUCCUGCGCAGGCAAGGUCGUGGCGGGGAGCGUCGACCAGAGCGACGGCAGCUUCCUGGAUGAUGAUCAGAUGGAUGCAGGUUGGGUCCUCACUUGUGUUGCCUACCCUAAAUCUGAUGUCACCAUUGAGACCCACAAGGAAGAGGAGCUCACUGCUUGAAGCUCCCAUUUGCUCUUUGCAUAAAUUAAGUCUCACUCUACGCAACUUGUCCUCUCCCUCUCUACCUGUUUGUUAGUUCCCUUAGUCUCUUCUUCCUUGUUUUUAACCGUACCAGGGAUAAUUUAAUGUUAUCUUGAGUCUGAUGUAAUUGGCUUUACUUUUUCCUA